Molecule: messenger RNA, 1461 nt
Organism: Lactuca sativa (garden lettuce)
Lineage: Eukaryota; Viridiplantae; Streptophyta; Magnoliopsida; Asterales; Asteraceae
Molecular function (GO): zinc ion binding
Source: RefSeq, a predicted model, not a curated record
AUGGUUGAAGAAAAUUUUUUAUAUGAGUUUGGAAGACUGACUGACAAAACUUUGUCAGACGGUGAAGAGUUAAAUGAAGGAUGGUCAGAAGAUGAGUUCACACACGGGAAAAAAGCUUCAGACAUAUUUUACGGUAUGCCUCCCAUACCUGAUUGUCCUGAUCCUAUUGUUAAACCCCAAACAUUUCACAGUUUAGGUCCAAAUGAUGAUAUGUUUGUUCGUCAAACAUAUGAUAACAAACAACAACUAAUUUUUGCUUUGAGUCUUAAAGCAACCAGAGAAAAGUUUCAGUUUAAGACCAAAUAUUCUAACAAAAAUCGUUAUGAGGUAUAUUGUGAAAUUGAGAAGUGUAGUUGGCGUUUAUAUGGAAAACACCUUGAUCCCACUGAUGAAUUUGAAAUCAGGACUUUCAACAACGUGCACACAUGUUCGUCAUUACAGAUACACCCUAAUCAUAAACAUGCUAAUAAAAAAGUGAUGGGUACUAUAUUGCAUGAGAUUAUGGGAAAAACUUGUUCCAAGGUUUGGAGGCCUAAUGAAAUAUCAAAGGAUUUGAAUGCUUUGUUGGAAAUCAAUGUAGAUUACAAACAAGCUUGGUGUGCAAUACAAUAUGCUAUGGAACUGUUGUUGGGAUCCUCUGAAGAAUGUUUUUCCAAUCUUUCUAUUUAUUUUCACAAUUUGAAGAGGCAUAAUCCCGGUACAGUGGCGUAUAUUCAAACAGAUUCUGAAGAUUGUUUCGAAUCCGAGUGUUCAAACGUUUUUUUUCGUAAAGUUAUAAUUAUGGAUGGUGCCUAUUUGAAGGGUGAUUUUAAGGGAACCAUAUUGCAUGCAGUAGCUAUGGAUAGGAACAACCAGAUAUUGCCCCUUGCGCAUGGAAUAUGCAAAAAAGAGAGUGGUCUUACUUGGACAUGGUUUCUUGAAAAGUUGUAUGAAUGUGUUGGUGAUUGUCAAGAAUUGACUUUUGUAACUGAUAGGGCCGAUGCAAUUCAGUAUAGAUUUAGUUCUACUAGGCCGCAAGUAGCAGCGUAUCUAAGUGAAAUUUCCCGUGCUAAUUGUACUAGAGCAUAUUCGUUGUCGAAACGUUACGAUUACAUGACCUCAAACAGUGCAGAGUUCAUGAAUGCUUUAUAUGUAGAUGCAAGGAAGAUACCUAUAAUACCCCUUCUUGAGUUCUUCUGUCGGAAACGUUCAACAGUGCUAACCGAGUGGGCUGAAAAAGUAGUUAGUAAAAAUGAAGAGUGUAUGACGGGAUGGUCCGUUUCUGGUGUUCCAGAUGCAAUAUAUCAAGUUCAUGAUUUCAAACAUGGUGGCAUAGUUGAUCUGAGGCAAGAGACUUGUACAUGCAAAUACUGGGAAGUAACUGGGUUGCCUUGUGGUCAUGUCAUAAUGGUCUUGAAGCACUUGAAAAAAACUAACUUCAGACAUCUGACUAUAGAUGCUUACAAAAUGGAAACGUAUUGA